Molecule: messenger RNA, 1561 nt
Organism: Chironomus riparius
Lineage: Eukaryota; Metazoa; Arthropoda; Insecta; Diptera; Chironomidae
Source: the annotation of a GenBank genome assembly
AGAAGACGAUAAUUAAUUUAAAUAUACUUAAAUAUUGAAUUACAAACGGCGAGUGAGCGAGAAAGAUUGAAGAAAAAUAAGCAUAAAGAGGAGGAGGAGGAAGAAAAUUGAAUGAACCUUUUUUUUAACCUAUUAAAAAGGUUUCCGAGAUUUUUAUACUCACUUCAUCUCAAUAUAAUGACUAUUUGAUGUUGAACAAAUAAAAGCUUAAAAAAUUAUUCUACUUGACUAUAUGUGCAUAUACAUAGUGCUGUUGAAAUACAAUAACAAUAAUAACAAUAAUUAAAUAUAUUUACACACAUACGUGUAGCUACUAUAAAUGAGAAGAAAAUCUUAGCAAGGCCAAACGCAUGAAAGAUAACAUGUUUCACUUUUAAUGUUGUAGCUAAUAGCAGCAAGUAGUAGCACCAAAAAGACAAUUUUUUUUCUCUCCCUCUAAAUAAGUAUUUCGACGACAAGUCAGAGAGACUGCAAUCAUAAUUUUCAUAUUAAAGUGAAAAAGGAUAUCCACAUCGAGACAUAUAGAGACUGAAUCAUUUUACAUAAGGAUAUAAAUUUCAAUUAUUUCAGUGCAUAUUCAAGAAGAACUUUAGUGAGUGUGUGUGUAUGAAAAAUAAUAAUAUAAAUAAAUGAGUUAUUGAGUUCAUAUACUGAUUAUUCAUAUAAUAUAUUAUAAGCUAGCAAGUAGCUUUUGCUGAAACCAGAGAGGCGAAAGAAAAAAAAUAACAGAAGAACACGAAGAAAAAUAACAGAGUAACAUAAAGUGGAGAUUAAUAAAAUUUAUUUGCCAAUCAACAUGACCUUACCAGAAACAAACGAAGAACAGCGAGGGGAAGAGGAGUUUUUUUCAGAGAAUGAUGACGAUGAAACAAGGACAUUUAGACGAGCAAAAAAUAAGCUCUCAAUGAUAUCAAAUGAGUUAAGAAUGCGUGAAAAGCGAAAAAGAGUGUUACAAAUGUGUCUUAGAAAGCUGGAACGUAUAAAAGAUUCCGAAAAUAAUUUAAGAAUUUCCGUAAUUAUUCACAAUACAUAUUCGCGUUUAACGGCAGAUAUUAAGCGUGAUAAACAAAGGGGCCAGAAUAGAUAUCAACAGCAACAGCAGCAGCAGCAACAAAAUUACAAAGAAUCACAACAGAAAAACCAAAAUUCACCAAAGACAGAUAUGGAGAGGAAAUUGGAUUUAGAUAAUUUAGAGGAAUUAUGUUCAAUAGACAGUCCAAUUCAUGAUCCAAUACUAAAAAACUCCGAAGAGAUUGAGCAAGCACUAUCAAGAAAGCGAAAGGCAGAAGUAGAGCAGGCACUAUUGUCAUACCAUCAGUUAGAAAAACGUCUCAAGUCAGACGCGUUUCACGAUAUAUCUGAAGGUCAAAACGACUUAAGCAUGCAUUGCAACAACAACAAUAAUUUACUUAAUAGUUUUCAAUGUGGCAAAGCAGCAGCUCUUGAUUCAUCCAACGGAAUCUUCCAAUCGCUCGUCGUCAAAUCGCUAGAAACAUGAAAACAAUAAGAGAGAUGGAACAAAAAAAAAAUAAAAGUUAUCAUGGCUCUAACUCUAACUAGU